GUCAUCGGACCUGUCAAUCAUCCGGUCGGCGCCCUUUGAUGUCGGGGCUCUUCGCCUUGUCUUGGGCUCAAAUGAGCUGUUUGCUGUUGUAGGGAAACAUUAGUCCUCUACCAACCAGCCAGCCGGGGACGGCACAUCUCAACUUUUUUUCUUACUGUGUGUGGUGGGGGUUUCUACACUUUGGAGGCGCCCCAGACUGAGGAGUUUAAAAAAAAGUCCCUUAAUUCUUUUCUUUAUAUACUUUUUUCUGUUGUUGUUCUUUUUAAGUGUAUAAUAUCGCAAAGGAGGUGGGAGAAGAAGACAUGCCUCAGCUCAGCAGCGGCGGCGGGGACGACCUGGGAGCGAAUGAUGAGAUGAUAGCGUUUAAAGACGAAGGGGAGCAAGAGGAGAAAAUUCAAGAAAACGCGUUCACGGAGAGAGACCUGGCCGACCUCAAGUCCUCUCUGGUGAACGAGUCGGAAAUAAAUCAAAGUCCGAACGCAGCGGCGGUGAGACGGGGACAGCAGGGUGAACAGAGGGGCUUCCCAGAAAAACACCGGGUGCAUCAUGACGGAGUGUCGAAGCAUCAAGAUGGAGGCAUGUACAAGACGCAGCCGUAUCCAGGGUAUCCAUUCCUGAUGCUGCCUGACCCCUACCUCCCCAACAGCUCUGUUUCUCCAUCUUCCAACAAAGUGUCUGUGGUGCAGCAGUCUCAUGGGAUGCAUCCGCUGACGUCCCUCCUGCCCUACAGCAACGAGCACUUCAGCCCUAGUCCUCCACACCUGCCCACAGACAUGAGCCAGAAGACAGGAGUUCACAGGCACCAGUCCCAGGACCUCUCGGGGUAUUACUCCCUCCCUCCAGGCGGCGUUGGACAGAUCACUCCCUCCAUGGGCUGGCAGAGCCAGCCAGUCUAUCCUGCCCUGUCCCCCUGUGGAUUCAGGCAGCCCUACUCCUCCAACCUCUCCAGCGCCGCCUCCUACUCCAGGUAUCGUAGCCUGCUGGUUGGACCAAGCCAGACCGAGCCAAGAAAGUUCCCUCACUCUCUGAUGCUAGGCCCGUCAGGCAUGCAUCCUACAGGGAUCCCCCACCCAGCCAUAGUGCCCCCUACAGGAAAACAAGAGCACGAUCAGUAUGACAGGGGCAUGUAUGUGAAGCCGCAUAUGGAGGCCAAGCGGGAGAAGGAGCCCAAGAAGCCGGUCAUUAAGAAACCCCUGAACGCCUUCAUGCUCUACAUGAAGGAGAUGAGGGCAAAGGUCAUCGCAGAGUGCACAUUAAAGGAGAGCGCCGCCAUCAACCAGAUUCUGGGAAGACGGUGGCAUGCACUGACCCGGGAGGAACAGGCCAAGUACUACGAGUUGGCGAGGAAAGAGAGACAACUUCACAUGCAACUCUACCCGACCUGGUCUGCCAGAGACAAUUACGAGGCGGGCCUUAGCGGGGUCGCAGGGGAAAAGAGUAAAGCUGAUUGGGGCAAAAAGAAGAGGAGGAAAAGGGAGAAAAUGCAGGACUCCAAUACAGACCCGGGCUCUCCUAAGAAAUGCCGGGCUCGCUUCGGCCUCAACCAACAAACGGACUGGUGCGGUCCUUGCAGGAGGAAAAAGAAGUGCAUUCGCUACCUUCAAGGAGGAGGCUGCCCCAGCCCAACUUCUUCAGAUUUAAGUGCUAUAGACUCUCCCCCGUCCCCCGCCCGCCACCGUCUCUACCAGCACCAGCUUCCCCCCUCCCCGGGCUGCUCCCCACCCACCUCUCCGUCAACACACCUCCCCUUGUCUCCGCCAGCACACACGCGCUCACACACGCGCUUACCCCUGCAGCAGUCUGCCGGCAAGCGCAGCGACCUUCGUCAGCCCGCAACCAAACACACACACACACACCUGGAUCUGACCGGCAAGCAGACGCACAGCUCGACGACGGCGCCGCUGUCGGCCGCCAAGGCCGCAGGACUCUCUCUCAAUGUGCUAACAGAGUCUCAGUGAUCACUCUGGUCCGCUCACAUCCCUGACCCCCUUCACCUCAGCUUCUUCCAGAGCCUGAAGUCCAUCAUUCUCACAUUAUUCAUAACCUUUUUAUUCCUUUUUUGUGGAUUUAAACUAAAAUAGGAGUGACUGACUGUGGCAAGGUGGUGCAGUGGUGACAGCCUGCAUCCGCCCUGCUCGGUAUCCCCAGAGUAAGAUACUAGCUGUGUCUCAGUUCAAAGGCUAGUCAUUGUUUCUAGAAAAACACAUAAAUAGCAGGUCAAUGAGGCCUGUUCUUCCUCAAAACCCCCUUUAAUUUGUCAAUUAUUUAAUGUAGCAUUCAGGCAACCCUUGUCAGCCUGCAAGUCUGGAAAUAUUUGGCAGAUGUGUGGUUCAUCAAUCGUUGGUAAAUUGGUAGCAGCUUGCACAUGUUAGUAAGGUUAGUAUUAACCAAUAUCCAUACAGUAAUCCUACUGUACAAUUGUAACUUCCUGGUCAUGAACCCAGUUGCUGACAAGGAACACCUGCGUGUGAAGGUCUGUGAGGCUGUCAUUUGGAAGAGAAGACUGUCAGGUGGUCCACUGAACGAUCGGACCCACAUCCUUGGGAGGAUCCAACCCCUGAAUUGGGGAUUGAGCCCUCACCAGUCAGCAAGAGUUCGAGCUAUACAGAGGCAGACCCGCGCUGAAUGAAUCUGGUGCCUAAAGACUUGUGCUUCUUUGGCUCCAUCUGCUGCAGUUCAACUAAACUAGAGCAAUUAGUUCUGCCUCGUGAGAAACAAUUUUACAACUAAAAAUCCCAAGCCUCUAUUAUUUUCCAACCAGCCCAUUGCUUUGAUCUCCAUGACAAUCACACAAAAUGUAUGUUAAAUGAGCCCUUUGUUAAAUGAAUCACAUCAUCACUGACUCUUCUUCAGUGUUGUAGGUUUACAUCUACCAUUAUAUCUCAGACCAAGCGAAAGGGGAGCAGAGACCAACAACCUUGCCUCUAAAGACUCUUUUUAGCUGCAAUUUUGUCAAGAGUACAACUUGCAUUUCAUUCCAUUUCUAAACAUUUUGUACAACUACCUGUGUGCAGCCCUCAAGCAAAGACAGUAAAAAAGUCAAACCAGGUUCAUACAUGACAAGACUCUCCCCAACUGCAAGAUAUGUAAUUUCUUUUUGGCACUUUCAGUCUCUCACUAUAUCAGCUGUUACAUUUUUGUAUUGUCUUCUCCAAAAAAUAAUGAAUUUUGUGACUUUUCAGAUGUCAGUUCAGGUGUUUUGCUGGGGGUGAAACCCUCAAAGAUCAGUGAUUUUUUUUUUUUUCUCCUUUGAACAUUUUGUAGCUCCAUGAACUAAUGAGACCAAAUGGGUACUAUUAUAUUGCAUUGUGUUGUAAAGUUUUAUAAAUGUUGGAAUUCCCUAUUAUAAUUAAACUUUUAUAUGUUUUAUGUAAAAAAAAAAAA
This is a messenger RNA of Etheostoma cragini (Arkansas darter), 3384 nucleotides long. It is a transcript of the gene tcf7, whose product is annotated as transcription factor 7. Gene Ontology annotation, cellular component: beta-catenin-TCF complex. The record is from RefSeq and is a predicted model, not a curated record. The transcript has 13 exons. Gene Ontology annotation, biological process: regulation of transcription by RNA polymerase II; canonical Wnt signaling pathway. Bases 303 to 1958 code for a protein of 551 amino acids. Lineage: Eukaryota; Metazoa; Chordata; Actinopteri; Perciformes; Percidae. Gene Ontology annotation, molecular function: DNA-binding transcription factor activity, RNA polymerase II-specific; RNA polymerase II cis-regulatory region sequence-specific DNA binding.